Messenger RNA from Trichechus manatus latirostris (Florida manatee), 2301 nucleotides. It is a transcript of the gene TRUB2, whose product is annotated as TruB pseudouridine synthase family member 2. Lineage: Eukaryota; Metazoa; Chordata; Mammalia; Sirenia; Trichechidae. Gene Ontology annotation, biological process: RNA processing; pseudouridine synthesis. The record is from RefSeq and is a predicted model, not a curated record. Gene Ontology annotation, molecular function: pseudouridine synthase activity; RNA binding.
UCUUUGAGCCUGGAAUGGGGUCUGCAGGCCUGGCCCGGCUGCAUGGGCUUUUCGCGACCUACAAGCCUCCGGGUCUAAAAUGGAAGCACCUGCGGGACACCGUGGAGAUGCAGCUUUUGAAAGGUCUCAACGCUGGGAAGCCUCCUGCCCCUGAACAGCGUGUACGCUUCCUCCUGGGCCCCAUGGAAGGCAGCGAGGAGAAGGAACUGACCCUCACAGCCACUAGUGUGCCCACCCUCACCAAACAUCCUCUGGUGUGCGGACCAGAAUUCACCAGUCUGAAGGUUGGUGUGGGACACCGGCUAGAUGCCAAGGCUUCUGGGGUGCUUGUGCUCGGCGUGGGACGCGGACGCAGGCUUCUCACCGACAUGUACAAUGCUCAUCUCACCAAGGAUUACACAGUGCGUGGCCUCCUGGGCAGAGCCACAGAUGACUUCUGUGAGGAUGGGCGGCUGGUGGAGAAGACGACGUAUGACCACGUGACCAGAGAGAAGCUGGACCGAAUCCUGGCAGUGAUCCAAGGCUCCCAUCAGAAGGCCCUGGUGAUGUACUCCAGUGUAGACUUGAAGACCCAGGAGGCUUAUGAGAUGGCAGUGAGAGGCUUGAUCCGGCCCAUGAACAAGUCCCCGAUGCUGAUAAGCAGUAUCCGAUGCCUCCACUUUGCACCUCCAGAAUUCCUCUUAGAGGUUCAGUGUAUGCACGAGACGCAGAAGCAGCUACGUAAGCUGGUGCAUGAAAUCGGCCUGGAGCUAAAGACCACCGCUGUCUGUUCGCAAGUGCGGCGCACACGUGAUGGCUUCUUUAUGCUGGAUGAUGCCCUGCUGAGGACCCAGUGGGACCUACACAGCAUCCAGGAUGCUAUCCAGGCUGCAGCCCCCCGAGUGGUAGCAGAGCUGGAGAAAAGUUUGAGGCCAGUGCUGGGCACCCAGCAGCUCGCAGAUCCAGCAGCCUGGGACUCCGCAGGGCCAGACUCCACCUGGGGGCUGAAGAGCUGCAAGGGUCAUUGAAAGGCCAGGUAGCUGGUGAAGCAGUGGGUGGCGGAAGGAUAAGACCUAUUCAUGAACCAGAACUGAUGGCUGUGCAGAAAGUAAGUGAGAGUAGAAGACGCUUUUCUACACGUGACAUAAAACUCUGAAGCUGUAAGAGAAGAGAUUAACGGACUUGGCCCACCUGGGAACCUGACAAAUACUUCCUCAGCCAGGUGUCAUAAAUCAUGUUGUAGUGUGUACCUUUCAUAUGAUGUGAUGAAAAUGGGACUUCUGUGGUGUUCCUCCUAAUAACCCAUAACACCAGCCUAAUCAUGAGAAGAACGUCAGACAAAUUCCAAUAGGGGACAUACUACAAUACACCUGACCAGUAAUCCUCAAAACUGUCGUGAUCAUCAAAACCAAGGAAAGUCUGAGAAGCUGCCACUGCCAAGAGGAGCCUGAGGAGACAUGAUGACUAAAUGUAAUGUGGUGUUCUGGGAUCCUGAAACAGAAAAAAGACAUUAGGUAAAACUAAGGAUAUCUGAAUAAGUGUGGACUUCAAUUAAUAGUAAUGUGUAUCAAUUGUUACGUGGAGUCGAUUUUGACUCAUAGUGACCCCAUGUGACUGUAGAGCUGCCUUGUAGGGUUUUCUAGGCUGUAAUCUUUACAGGAGCAGAUUGCCAGAUCUUUCUCCCACAGAGCCACUGGAUGGGUUUGAACUGCCAGUCUUUUGGUAGCAACAGAGUGCUUAACCAUUGUGCUGCCAGGGCUCCUUGAUGUAUCAAUAUUGGUUUGUUAAUUGUAGCAAACGUAUCAUACCAAUGUAAGAUGAAAAUAAUAGGGGAAACUGGGUAUAGGUAUGGAAACUGUACUAUAGUCUCAGUUUUUCUAUAAAUCUGAAACUGUUCUAAGAAAUAAAGUCUAUUGGGGAAAAAAAGCACCUGGGGAGAUCUUUGAAAAUCCAGAUUCUAGCCCCAGCCCUUGGAUUCUGACUCAGUAGGUCUGGAGUGCAGCCCAGAAAUCUGCAUUUUAGCAAAUUCCCCAAGUGAAUCUGAUACAUGGACUUUAAGAAACAGGGUCUCACAGAGGCCAACUAGAGACUGUCAUUCCAUUCUGGGUGUCAGGAAUAACAUUCAUGGCUAUUUGAGAAGCCAUCUUAGAGUAGCCAACAGCCAUCCUGCAGGGCAGGGGUUAGACAUUCACCUGGGCUGGUCAGUGCUCCCCAGAGCAGUAUUGUCCUGUGGGAGGCAGGUGGCUGGUGGACUGACCAGAAAAGUCCCCAGAGGGCAGGGCAAACCACUCCCCUCCAUCACCACCACUGCUGAAACAGCAG